AUGCGCAUCAACGUCCCACCCCUCACCCGCGGCCUGCUGGUCUGUCUGUUCAUCUUUACCCUGCUCAAUUGGAUCCUGCGGCCGGGCUACAGCGACUGGGUGCAGGGCGUGGGCAAGCCGCUUGUUAGCGCUGGAGAUGGCGCCCCAUACCUGGCCAUCAUUCCCUCAACAGCUAUUGUAUACCCAUGGGUCUUUCUGAUUGCAACCGUUGUGGAGGAGAACAUUUUCGGCCUGUUGAUCACCGGCCUCACCAUCUUCUACGGCGGCCGCUAUCUGGAGCGUGCCUGGAGCUCCGCCGAGUUUGCCAAAUUCGUUCUCUUCGUUUCCAUGAUACCCAACAUAUUGACUUAUCUCCUUUACGUCAUUGGCUAUGCCGUUUCCAAGAACGAGGAAGCUAUGACGGCAACGAUCUCCGGUGGCAUCGCGAUCCAAGCCGGCUUCCUCGUUUCUUUCAAGCAACUGGUCCCGGAGCACACCGUCUCCAUCGCUAGGGGCGCGAUCCGCAUGCGCGUCAAACACUUCCCGAUCAUCUUCCUCAUCGCCAAUACCCUCUCCGGCGUCCUCUUCGGCACCGAGACCGCCACCUUCCUGUCGUGGUUUGGCUUCUUCACGGCGUGGAUCUACCUGCGCUUCUUCCGCAUGUCCCCCUCGCUCGCCUCCACCUCCACCGGCGAGGACGCCUUUGUCCGCGGCGACGCGUCCGACACCUUCUCCUUCGCCCACUUCUUCCCCGAGCCGCUGCAGACCCCGGUUGGCUUGUUCGCGGAUCAGGUUUACAACGCGCUAGUGGCGAUUAGGAUCUGCACGCCCUUCUCGCACGAGGCCAUUGAUGCGGGCAACGAGCAGGCGAUGGCGCGCGCCGAGGGCGGUCUGCCGAGUCUCAUGAACCCGGGCAGAGGAGCGAGAGGAGGCCGCAGGGAAGAGGCCGAGAGGAGGAGAGCGCUGGCGCUGAAGGUGUUGGACCAGAGGUUACAAGCCGCCGCGAACAAGCCGCAGCAACCCACCGUCCCCGCACCGCCCUCCGGUCCCUCGAUAUUGGGUGAGACAACGUACGAGCCGGAACGUCACGACGAGCCGCCGAAGGUGGCGGCUUGA
Molecule: messenger RNA, 1095 nt
Organism: Lasiodiplodia theobromae
Lineage: Eukaryota; Fungi; Ascomycota; Dothideomycetes; Botryosphaeriales; Botryosphaeriaceae
Product: Rhomboid family protein
Exons: 2
Coding region: 1-1095 (364 amino acids)
Biological process (GO): retrograde vesicle-mediated transport, Golgi to endoplasmic reticulum
Cellular component (GO): Golgi apparatus; membrane
Source: RefSeq, a predicted model, not a curated record